Molecule: messenger RNA, 1191 nt
Organism: Fusarium vanettenii 77-13-4
Lineage: Eukaryota; Fungi; Ascomycota; Sordariomycetes; Hypocreales; Nectriaceae
Exons: 4
Coding region: 1-1191 (396 amino acids)
Biological process (GO): transmembrane transport
Cellular component (GO): fungal-type vacuole membrane
Molecular function (GO): transmembrane transporter activity
Source: RefSeq, a predicted model, not a curated record
AUGGCUUCUUCUAAAGAGGCGUCAGAUGAAGCCCCGUCGGUGAAUGAUACGUCCACGUCGACGGUCAUUCCAGACGGAGGCCUCCUGGCUUGGCUACAAGUCGCAGGUUCAUUUUGUCUUUAUUUCUGCACAUGGGCCAGCUUUGGAUCCUUUCAGACUAUUUACGAAAAUGACGAACUUUCAAGCCGCACACCAUUCCAGAUCUCGGUCAUUGGAUCACUCCAGACCUUUCUCAUGGUGUUUUCAGGCUUCGUAAUGGGCCCGAUCUACGAUGCAGGCUACUUUCGUCAUCUUCUUGCCGUGGGAUCCUUCUUUAUUGUCGUUGGUACAGUACUACAAAGUCUGUGCAAUCGAUACUGGCAGUACAUUCUCACGCAAGGCUUGAUGAUUGGCAUUGGAGCUGGUUGCCUGUCAAUUUUGAGCGUUGCUAUCACCUCGCUCUGGUUCACCACCAAGCUGCCUCUUGCCAAUGGAGUUGCUGCGUGUGGAAGCGGACUGGGCGGUGUCUUGUUGCCAAUCAUGGUCCGAGAGAUUCACGCGCGAACCACUCUGCCAUGGGCUGUUCGCGCAGUUGCUUUGCUAUUGCUCGUCAUGCUCAGCUUCGCAAAUCUCGUGCUUCGACCUAGAGGCGCUGCCAAAGAGCCACCUGGCUGUUUUUCGGUAUUCUUGGGCAUGUACACGCCGUUCGUCUACAUCCAGCCCUACGCCCUGGGCCUGGAUAUCGUAUCGCCGAAGCUGGCUUUGUAUCUGCUCGCAAUCCUCAACAGCAGUUCAAUCUUUGGGCGCAUCUUUCCCGCCCUUCUCGCUCAAAGAAUCGGCCCAAUGAACAUGAUCAUCGCUACUGCCGUAGCCCUGGGCAUCACUAGCUUGUGCCUCAUGUCAGCCACCUCUCUCCCUCGACUGCUUGUCACGGUCCUCGUCCACGGGUUCUUCACGGGGUCUUUCUUCGCUCUACAGCCGACCAUCUUUGUCAGGCUGGCAAGUGAUCCCAGGAUGAUUGGAACCAGGUUUGGCAUGGCGUUUUCUGUCAUGUCCUUUGCUCUAUUGUUUGGACCACCUGUGGCUGGGGCGUUGCGCAAGGCAAAGGGUUAUAACGGUGCUUGGAUAUGGGCGGGAUUGACUAUCUUGGUCGGGGGAGGCCUGAUCUUGACGAGCCGACUCUUCAAAGGAAGGGGGACCUUGAGGAUAUAG